AUGGAAGCGCAUAAUGUAGUUUCGUGGUGGCUUGUUUUGAUGGUUGUGAUCUUGUCUUGUGGCUGCGGCGGUGUCCAAGCAGCAAUGGCGGGGAUGUUUCCGGCUUCCGGCGCCGGAAAAAAAGGGAUACAAAUGUCUGAAGGUGUUGGCCUGGAUGUGGACUUGACGGCUGGCGGGUACGAUAAAGGCCGAGGCUAUGGGCCUGGGCGGGGUUAUGGCGGCGGCGGCGGUGGGUUUGGAAGUGGCGGCGGCGGAGGGUUUGGCAAUGGCGGCGGCGGAGGGUUAGGUAGUGGCGGCGGAGGAGGCUUUGGAAAUGGCGGCGGUGGUGGGAGUGGGAUGGGUAAUGGCGGCGGCGGUGGUGGUGGAUUUGGUUCCGGCGGCGGUGGGUUUGGAAGUGGAGGCGGAGGAGGCUUUGGCAAUGGCGGCGGCGGUGGAGGUGGCGGCGAUGGAUGGAGCAACGGAGGCGGGGGCGGUUCUGGUUCCGGGAUGGGAGGAUAUGAUGGUAGCGGUGGGUCGGGGUAUGGUGACAAUGGUGGCGGUGGCGGAGGGCAUUAG
Molecule: messenger RNA, 555 nt
Organism: Salvia splendens (bonfire salvia)
Lineage: Eukaryota; Viridiplantae; Streptophyta; Magnoliopsida; Lamiales; Lamiaceae
Product: ctenidin-1-like
Exons: 2
Coding region: 1-555 (184 amino acids)
Source: RefSeq, a predicted model, not a curated record